ACAUGUGCGCAUACGACAUCAAUAUAAGGUAAGUCGUUGCUAAUGUCCCCUACUCUCCACCGCUCCUUAUCAGUGAGUGCCCUUCAUCAACAAUGUCCACCACCACAGCAGACACCGCUGUGGGCUCAACGGAGGCCGCAGGCCUCGCGUCCAAACCACCUCAGAGCAAGAGUCUGUCGCUCUUCACCCGAUUUCGAUUCUGGACCAAGAUAUGGCUCUUCAAAAGCGCGGUGGUAGCAACCUUCAAGGUCAUGCGCUUCGUCCAGGCCAGCAAAUUGAAACCGUUCCUGCCCACAUAUACAAAGCACUACCCUGUGCGACCCAUGCUCGAGAACCGUGUCUUUCUCCCGCCAAACGCCAAAUCCGGAGGGAAAUACCCCCUUCUGAUUGUCGUCCAUGGUGGUGGCUUUGCCCUGUUGGAUCCGACGGUGGAUGACGAACUUAAUUCGUACUUCGCCAACAAGCAAGGUUUCGUCGUCGUGGCUGUCAAUUACCGCAAGGCGCCGUCAUAUGCGUUUCCAGAUCCGGUGCACGAUGUAGCUGAGAUUACUCGUGCUGUUCUCGCUGACCAGGAGCUUCCAGUCGACUACUCCAAUGUCGUACUCGCUGGCUUCUCUGCUGGAGGCAAUCUUGCACUAGCGGUUGCACAACUUCCGGGUAUAAAGGAGAAAGUGCGGUCCCUUCUGCCAGUUGUUCCUGUGGUGGACUUUAGCGGGAUCUACAAAGGCGAGUUCCGCACGACCAAGGAAGGUAAACCAGAUGUGUUAAAGGACAACGGCGCUCUGUUUACUUGGGCGUACAUCAAAGAGGGAGAAGAUCGAUACGAUCCAUUGUUGAGCCCAAUAUACGCCGGUCGAGACAAGCUUCCGCAACGAAUUUGGUUCAUAUGCGCCGAGUACGAUUACUUGUGCCAUGAGGGAGAGAUCAUGGCCAAGAAACUCGCCGGCAUCGAGGAUGAAAACGAGACUGGGCCCGAGUGGGAGAAGAACGGUAUUAGAUUCCGAACGGUACCCAACGUUCAGCACGGAUGGACGCACAUGGCGAAGUCUGGGGAAGCAGAAGUCCAGAGGAAGAAAGAGGUUGAGGAGCUCUACAAGGAGUGUGCAGACUGGCUCAAAUGAUAAUGCUUCUGGGUGUUUUCGUCAUGUACAUUGGUGCAAAUGAUAAAAUGACAGGCAAGAAUUAUAAAUGACAUUUUUGGGUUGGGACAGAACGUUAUGCAUACUCCCACCGCUCGCUCCUGUACAGUCAUUCGCCCUUCGCUUCCCUCCAGAGAUGCCCAAAAACGCCGUGCUAUGCUGAAUCAUAUACCUCGCCAGGCUGAAAG
Exophiala viscosa is the source of this 1327-nucleotide messenger RNA. Its product is annotated as Alpha/Beta hydrolase protein. The record is from RefSeq and is a predicted model, not a curated record. The transcript has a single exon. The coding region runs from base 93 to 1121 and encodes 342 amino acids. NCBI's taxonomy places the organism in Eukaryota, Fungi, Ascomycota, Eurotiomycetes, Chaetothyriales, Herpotrichiellaceae. Gene Ontology annotation, molecular function: hydrolase activity.